GCCGGCCAAUGGGAGGCCGGGAGGUGCCCGCGAGGCCUAUAAGUAGCGCACGCCGGCCGGCUGCCGCCUCAGAGCACUCGCGGGGUGCGCGGAACCGCAGCUGAGGGAGGCGCGGGGCUGUGCGGACUAUCUGCUAUGACUCUGGAGGAGAUCCACGGCCAGCAGCCCAUGCCUGCGGGGCACGACUGGAUGCAGGGCGCCGGCACGGCCCUCCACGAGCUGCUGGUGUCGGCGCAGCGCCGCGGCUGCCUCACCGCCGGCGUCUACGAGUCGGCCAAGCUGAUGAAUGUCGACCCCGACAACGUCGCGUUCUGUGUGUUGGCUGCGGACCAGGAGGACGAGGGGGACAUCGCGCUGCAGAUCCACUUCACUCUGAUCCAAGCCUUCUGCUGCGAGAACGACAUCGACAUCGUGCGGGUGAACGACGUGGCUAAGCUGGCGGCCAUCGUGGGGCCCAGCGAGGACUCCGGGGAGCCGCGCGAUCUGCACUGCAUCCUCAUCACGAACCCGAAUGAAGAAGGUUGGAAGGAUCCAGCUCUGGAGAAGCUGAACUUGUUUUGCGAAGAGAGCAGAAAUGUCAAUGACUGGGUGCCAACUAUCACCCUGCCUGAGUGAUGGUCACCUGGUGCACCGGGGAGGCUCAAACCUUUGUUGCAUUCUCAACGUGCUGUGCGUUCACCAAAAUGUGCAACAAGCUGCUGAUUCCAUGGAUUAGCCUGGUCAAGAGACUGGAUUAAAGUGCCUCAGACUGGCAUGCAGUGGGCUCUUACAGAGAAGAAAGAGGAAAACAGCUCAUCUCACCAGUGAGCCUCAGUAGGCUGCAACCGUGGAGAGGCUGACAUACCAUGGAACUGAAAGAAGUAUUGCAAGUUUGGCUAUGUGGAGCUGUUUCAGAAGGGAGAGGGAAAGUUGAGGGAAGUGGGCCAAAACUUUCCAGAAGGACUGGAUAGAGUACUGUAACUAGGAACUGUUGGUGCUGUCUGCAAAACACACCAGAAAAGUAUCAAUAUUUAUGGAGUAUUGGGGAUUGCUUUCUAAGACAAAUGCAGAUAUUCCAAAGCAGUCAGACUUCAACAGGCCUCAUGGGUCACUCUGCAGAUCUGUUUUAAUACUGCAAUAACUUUUAUUGAAAUAUUUGCUGCUAUUGAAGCUUUCAUAAUAAAUUUUUGACAAUUAA
Messenger RNA from Taeniopygia guttata (zebra finch), 1177 nucleotides. RefSeq names its product growth arrest and DNA damage inducible gamma (gene GADD45G). Gene Ontology annotation, cellular component: nucleus; cytoplasm. The record is from RefSeq and is a predicted model, not a curated record. Lineage: Eukaryota; Metazoa; Chordata; Aves; Passeriformes; Estrildidae. Gene Ontology annotation, biological process: regulation of cell cycle.